This is a messenger RNA of Bactrocera oleae (olive fruit fly), 1886 nucleotides long. RefSeq lists its product as uncharacterized. NCBI's taxonomy places the organism in Eukaryota, Metazoa, Arthropoda, Insecta, Diptera, Tephritidae. The record is from RefSeq and is a predicted model, not a curated record.
GUGUGCAAUGCAUAGAAAUAUUUAUGCAACAAAAAUAAUAAUUCUCAAAUGUUUAAUUUUACAAAUAUGGUAACAUAAGUUAGAAUCUGCAAUCUACUACAAUAAAUGUCAGCCAAUUUGCCGAACUGUCAAUCAAAAGCAAAACCAGACGACCAGCCAGUAGAAAUAUCCGCAAAUUCUUUAAAUUUCAAGGCAAAAAGCCUAAAAACAAUAUAUUUUCUUUAAUAAUAGGAAUAUAUAAUUUGUUUUAAAGUGGAGUAUCAUUUUAUGGCCAAAAUGGGAAAGCUCACCCCUGAGGAGGAGGCACGCAAUAAGAUGCUGAUGCGUGAACGCGAUCGGGAACGAAAGCGCAUGAAGCGCCUCAACCCCGAGUAUCGUCGCAUGGAACAGGAACGCGAUCGUGAUAGAAAAAAAGCACGGCGCGCCAACGAAGCCUUUCGGCAGUUGGAGAAAUUACGUGACAAAAUACGUAAAGAGCGUAAAAAGGGGAUAAUCAGCGAAGAGUCGCUGCAAGUUGAAUUUGCGAACGUACCGCCAGUGCCUGUUGAACCAGAGGUUAUCAUUUCGGAUCCGCUGCCCAUCGAUGCCGACGCUCCUACACAAAAUAGCAGUCGCCAACGUGUCAGUGUUGGGGUGAGCGCACCUAGCCAUAAUGUCAGCCAUACGUUAUCAACUAACGGUCUUGCUAACACAACAACCGCAGCGCUUAGUGCAGCGGUGGUAUCAAGUGCCUCCGCAGUGAGUGGUAAUAUACACCAACAUACACCUGUUACGCGCAUGACACAACUAAAUAAAGGUCUACUCUAUCCACCACCAAAUUUCGCACACCAUCCACUUCCAAUUGCUGGUGUAUCGCUAAUGCCACAAUUAUGCCAUCCUAUUUUACAUCAAAAUCUAAGCGCUUCAUUGUAUCCCACCAAUGGCAUUAAACAAGAAUAUCAUCCGAUCAAACAGGAAUAUAAUCCGGAAACGUCGGUCUCGCCUGUUAAUGUUAAUGCUCAAUUGUCUCGGGCUUCGAGACCGGCCAACGUGGCUGAAGAUCGUGAUUUAGCAAUAAUUGAACCAGAAAUAAUUUUACACACUUCCACCGAUAUUAUUGCUGCGCCACACCACUUCCAAAAUGCGCAUGCGCACGCCCAUCAUUUGCAUCAACAACAGUGCAGCAUGUUCCAACAUAUGGCGCCGCAGGCGCACAUGUCACAGAUGCGCACACAUGCUCCGUUACCACCGCCACUGCCAGCCACUCAUGCGCAUCACCAGCAGCAACACCAAAUGCAGCACUAUGCGGCUAAUAAAGGCUCUUAGUACCGUAAGGGACAACAGCAGAAGCUUGGCAAUGUGAAUUUAAGCUAAAAGCAAGCAAAACCCUUCGAAUGCAAUCGUUUUAUAAACAACUUUUUUACUUGCAAUUAGCCUUAGGAUUAAGUAUUCUUUAUAGUUGUUUAGCAGGCGCUGCCGAUAAAUUGAUAUUUUCAUAGUCACAUAACCUCCACAUUACAUUCACUCAAAUUUCAUUAAUACGAAUUGAAUUCGCUAAUUCGCAUAAACAUUAACCGUUUUCACGAGGGAGAGAAUAUGUUGAAGAAUGAUAUUGUUGAUUUCGAAAAUCGUUUUUAAGUGUAAAAUUUUAAUAUUUUAUCUAUAAAACAGAAAACGCUUUAGUGCUUAAAACAUUUAAAUGCAAUAUGUGACGCAUUAUUUUUCAUAUUAUUUUGUUUAAGUUAAAGCUUAAUUUAUAAGUGUUUCAUAAUAAUUAUACUGUAUCCUAAAAAAUUUAUCUAGCGGAUAAAUAUUCUAAAAUUAUCCGAAGAGUUAUUUUGACGAAAAUAAAUCUAAGCUCGUAAAAGGUCGAGUCAUCAUUAAUAAAAUACAUAUUUUCUAAUUUA